Messenger RNA from Rubroshorea leprosula, 1277 nucleotides. Lineage: Eukaryota; Viridiplantae; Streptophyta; Magnoliopsida; Malvales; Dipterocarpaceae. The record is from the annotation of a GenBank genome assembly.
GCAAUUUCAUCGAUCUUGGAGGUAAUCCGGUGAAUGCAAGUCUCCCUGUUUCUUAAACAUGGCCGCAGCUGCUCACUUGAACUACUGAUCGGACUUACCGGAUGGAAAUUCUCGUUUCUCGGAGAGGAGGAAGAAACGGGAUUAACUGGAGUAACCUUUCUACCACGAAAACGCUUUGAGCAAUUUGCCAUUGAUGUGUUCGACGAAAUUCCCCUACCAAAUUCUCCACUGAAUCUCCUACUAGGAGAAGCUGAUACAAGUGCAGCUUCCUUGAUUGAAUUGAUGCGGAUUAUGUGCGGGUUUUCCUUGACACAUGCCCACAAGAACUCAUUGGAAAAGGACCUGUCUUUGGAGCUCAAGACAGAGGAUGAGCAUGAACUAACAGAGGAAACCCAACACGAAGCUGAUACAAACCGGCUGAAAGAAGACGGUAACGUUAAAGCGGCUCCUCAAAUUCAAGAGCAAGUCUCCGGCGACUCUUCUGAGGCAGACACCAAACAGCUCGCUCAGUCGUUUCAAACCCAAGGCAACAAGCUCGCAGAGGAUGGGAAAUACCGGGAAGCACUUGGGAAGUGGGAGGCAGCUCUUAAUUUGGUACCUGAAAAUGCAGUUCUUCAUGAACAGAAGGCGCAAGUUCUACUCGAAGUUGGUGAUGCAUGGAGUGCAUUGAAGGCAGCAACUCGGGCAACUGAGUUGGAACCUUCAUGGGCUGAGGCUUGGGUCACCCUUGGUAGAGCACAGUUAAACUUUGGGGAACCUGAUAGUGCCAUUGAAAGUUUUGAUAGAGCAUUGGCAGUCAAGCCUGAUUCCAUGGAGGCUCAAGAUGAUAGAAAAACGGCCUUACAGCUUGUGAAGAGGAGAAAGCAGCUUCAUUCAUCUGGCUUGAGUACCACUAAAAGCCGUUACAUGGUUGGUGAUAAAACUGAAUCCCCUUGAAGAAACAUGAAGGCAGGGCAGAUAUUUUUCGCCUUCGUGUAUGAUUUCAAAAUAUUGUUCGUGGCAGGAGCACAAAAGAAUACUGGAAUCAUAAAGACAGCUGAUAUGGUAAGCCACAAGAACACUCAUAAUAUGACUGAGAGGGUAGGUAGCACAUGUUAGACACAUUUGCUGUAAAGGUUCGAAAUUUCUAGUGGAGGAAAGUUCAGUGAUAAACCGAGAUGUUUGAAACAUGUGUUUGCAACAUGUUAUUUAUGUUAAUAUAAUAGAGGUCAACUAAAAAUUUUCUCGGAACCCUGUAAUAUGUACAUUGCAAUCCAAUAGGCGAGUUAUGAGUCCAA